CCAAACACAAAACCAAACUCUCUUUCUUUUCUUUUCUAUUUCUAUUUCUAUUUCUAUCUCAUAUUUUGAAAACACCAAACGCAGCCUUUUAUAAAAGAAGAGUUGUGUUGCUCAGUCUUUCGUGAUCUUUCCACAAUUAUCGUUAUCGAUCUGAUUCUCUUUCUCUAUAUAUAUAUAUAUAUAGAGACUGAAACGACGUCGUUGUGAUCGCUUUUGCGUAUCGAUGAUGGCUGGGGGAGUGGAAUCGUGGUCUCCGUCGUCGUCGUCGCCGCCGCCGCCUCCUGAGGGAAGAGGAGAAGGGAAAGUGGUGGUUGUUGGAGGAGCGAUGGUAAUGGACUUUCCGUUGGAUGACAGUGGUGCGACGUCGUUUUCGUCCUCCUCUUCUUCGCCCAAAUUGCCUCGCAGGCUUCGCCGGAGACUCUCCGAGUCCAAGUCCCCUCAGAACUUUACUGUCGAAGAUAUCGAAGCCAAGCUCCGCCACGCCGAUCUUCGCCGCCAGCAAUACUAUGAGAAAUUGUCAAGCAAGGCUCGAGCGAAGCCUAGAAGCCCAUCACGGUCCUCGUCUAAUGAGGAAGAUCUUGGUCAGCGCCUUGAAGCGAAGCUCCAAGCUGCAGAGCAGAAGAGGUUGAGCAUUUUGGCAAAGGCCCAAACGCGGCUAGCUAAGUUGGAUGAGUUGCGGCAAGCAGCUAAAACUGGGGUACAAAUGCGUUUUGAGAAGGAACGUGAGAAGCUUGGCACAAAAGUGGAAUCACGGGUUCAGCAGGCAGAAGUAAAUAGAAUGCUUAUCCUCAAGGCUUACAGGCAAAGAAGAGCCACACUAAAGGAGAGGUCAUCUCAAUCAUUAUUGCGAAGGAUGGCCCGGGAUAGCAAGUAUAAGGAGCGUGUACGUGCUGCAAUUCAACAGAAGCGUGCAGCUGCCGAGACAAAGCGACUGGAUUUGCUGGAAGCAGAGAAAAAGAGGGCACGUGCUCGGAUGUUGCAAGUGCGACGGGUGGCUAAAUCUGUCUCUCACCAACGUGAAGUUGAGAGAAGGAGAAUGAGGGAACAGUUGGAAGAUCGACUUCAGAGGGCAAAGAGACAAAGAGCAGAAUAUUUGAGGCAGAGAGGAAGACUAAAUAAUCCUGUUCACACCAAGUGGAAUAGGAUGCACAGGCAGGCUGAUCAUCUCUCCAGAAAAUUAGCAUGGUGUUGGAGGCGAUUUCUUAAGCUGAGGAGAACUACCUUAGCCUUGGCAAAAGCAUAUGAUGCUUUGAAAAUCAAUGAGCAGUCUGUGAAGUCAGUGCCUUUUGAUCAGCUUGCUGUUCUGAUUGAAUCAUCUGCUACCCUACAAACAGUGAAAGCUUUGGUUGACCGGUUUGAGAGCCGCUUGAAGGUCUCCAGGGCCGUUUCUUCUGCUAAUCAUGCCAUUUUGGAUAACAUUGACCACCUUCUUAAACGAGUUGCUUCCCCAAAGAAAAGGGUUACUCCCAGGACUUCUAUGAGGAGCAGAGAUGUAAAGAAAGGAGGCUCUGUCAGGGAGGCAGCCAGAAGCCCAGAAAAAAUAUCUAGGUAUCCAGUGAGACUGGUUCUUUGUGCUUACAUGAUAUUGGGUCAUCCAGAUGCAGUUUUCAGUGGUCAAGGAGAGCGUGAAACUGCUCUGGCCAAGUCUGCAGAGGAAUUUAUUCGAGAGUUUGAGUUGUUGAUUAAGAUUAUACUGGAGGGGCCCAUGCAAAGUUCUGAUGAAGAGUCUGACUUUGGAUUGCAAAAACGUUGGACCUUCAGGUCUCAGCUUGCAGCAUUUGAUAAAGCUUGGUGCUCCUACUUAAAUUGCUUUGUGGUGUGGAAGGUUAAGGAUGCUCAGUUGUUGGAGGAUGAUUUGGUGAGGGCAGCCUGUCAGCUUGAGCUCUCUAUGAUUCAAACUUGCAAGCUGACUCCAGAAGGAGAGAGUGGUGCUCUUACCCAUGAUAUGAAGGCUAUUCAGAAACAGGUUACAGAAGAUCAAAAACUCUUGAGGGAAAAGGUGAAACACCUGAGUGGAGAUGCGGGGAUCGAGCGUAUGGAAUUUGCUCUAUCUGAAACUCGAUCAAAGUACUUCCAAGCAAAGGAAAAUGGAAGCCCAGUGGGAUCACCAAUCACACGCUUCAUAACUCCAAGCCCACCUAGUUCCUCAGCUGGUCCUUCUUUUCCUAGCUCAGAUAACAGGAGUAAUCCAAUUGAGGGUGUUGAGAAGCCAAGCCGUGUAGUUCGCUCCCUAUUUAAGGAAGAUGAUAUUUCCCCAGUGAAAGGAUUUGAUGUCUCUACACAUAGUAGCAGUUUAGAUGGUCAACUGGGUUCUUCAGGUAAAAGGGUGAUCACGGAGAAUGAACUAAUUGUAAAUGAAUUCCUUCACAAGCAGCGCUUUGCUUCUUCAGAUAGCCCAAGUGUCACUAAUGAAGAUCAAGAGAGUAUUAAGGCAAAGAUAAGAGCUACAAUGGAGAAUGCUUUCUGGGAUGGCAUCAUAGAAUCCAUGAAACAGGAUGAUCCUGACUAUGAUCGGGUCAUUCAACUCAUGAGGGAGGUGAGGGAGGAACUGUGCGAGAUGGCUCCACAGAGCUGGAAACAAGAAGUUACUGACGCUUUUGAUAUAGAGGUGCUCUCUCAGGUGCUGAAGUCAGGUAACCUGGACAUUGAUUACCUUGGAAGGAUUCUAGAGUUUGCAUUGGUAACUUUGCAGAAGCUUUCCGCACCAGCUGGUGAUGAUGAAAUGAAGGCCAAUCAUCAGAAGUUAUUGAAUGAAUUAUUUGAGAUAUGUCAUGCCACAAAUGAGUCAAAAUAUUCAUGUGUCAUUGCAAUGAUCAAGGGUCUGCGCUUUGUCCUAGAGCAGAUUCAGGUGCUUAAGCAAGAUAUAAGCAAAGCACGUUUAAGAAUCAUGGAGCCUUUGUUAAAGGGUCCUGCAGGCUUGGAUUACCUUAAAAAUGCUUUUGCCAACCGCUAUGGAUCUCCAACUGAAGCAUUUACCUCUCUGCCAUUGACAGUGCGGUGGCUUUCUUCCCUUUUGGAUUGCAAAGAUCAGGAAUGGGAAGAACACACAAAUUCUCUUGCUGCUUUGAUGAGCAAUGAAAAUUCAACACAUGGGUUUCUUCCUUCCACCGCCCUUAGAACUGGUGGAAAUUUUCCAGUUAAAACAAAUGGAAGCCUUGCUGAGAAGAGCACUGGAAAUCAACAACCAGAGUGCAAGGGAGGGAAAGUUGACUUGCUGGUGAGGCUUGGCUUGUUGAAGUUGGUAAAUGGAGUAGUAGGUCUAACACAAGAAGCUCUGCCGGAGACUUUUAUGCAUAACCUCUUAAGGUUGAGGUCUGUUCAGGCUCAAAUCCAGAAGAUUAUUGUAAUUUCAACAAGCAUUUUAAUCUGUCGACAGACCCUCCUGAGUGAAAAAGUGAUAGCCAGCCCUGCAGACAUGGAAAGCAUAGUAUCAAAGUGUACUGAGCAACUUUUGGAUCUAUUGGACCGUGUUGAAGAUGCAGGUAUUGAACAAAUUAUUGAAAUAAUCAGUGUCUUCCCAGAACAUGGUGAUGAAGUGGUAGACACCGAGAAGCUUCAGUCCCGGAGGGUAGUAAUGGCCAGGAUGCUAGCAAAGAGCUUGCAAGCUGGGGAUCCCGUGUUUGAAAAGGUGUCUCGCGCUGUUUAUUUGGCUGCUAGAGGAGUCGUGCUGGGUGGGAGCGGACUUCGUGGAAUAAAAUUAGCAGAAACGGCAUUGCGGCAAGUUGGAGCUGCUGUGUUGACAAAGAGGGUGGUGGAAGCUGCUGAAGUUUUAGUGGUGGCUGCCACCGUGUCAGUUAGUGUUCAUGAGCCAUGGUAUAUAAAUCUGACUGCCACUAUGUGAUGGAUUUGGACGAAGAGAAGGUGUAGUAGUACAGAAUAAAAUAAUACACACUUGUACAUACUAGUGUGUGUAGUAUCUAGAUGUAUGUACAUGGAUUGGAAGCGUAUAAAUAAUUAUGGAGAAUUCUUUGAUGUAAAAGAACAAGAUGUAAAUAGUGUUUAGACUAAUUGAAGGGUUUUUUCUUUUGUUUUUA
This is a messenger RNA of Quercus lobata, 4034 nucleotides long. Its product is annotated as T-complex protein 11. The transcript is spliced from 12 exons. Gene Ontology annotation, biological process: signal transduction. The coding region runs from base 224 to 3841 and encodes 1205 amino acids. The record is from RefSeq and is a predicted model, not a curated record. Lineage: Eukaryota; Viridiplantae; Streptophyta; Magnoliopsida; Fagales; Fagaceae.